AUGCCUUUUCACGUGGAGGGUCUGGUGGCCAUAGUUGUAUUCUACCUUGCUAUCCUGGCAGUUGGAAUAUGGGCUGCUUGGAAAACCAAGAACACUGGCAGCGAAGGAGAUCGCAGCGAAGCUAUUAUAGUCGGCGGAAGAGACAUUGGCUUGCUAGUUGGUGGAUUUACUAUGACCGCUACCUGGGUUGGAGGAGGUUAUAUCAAUGGGACAGCAGAAGCUGUAUAUGUGCCAGGCUACGGUCUAGCUUGGGCUCAGGCACCUAUCGGAUAUUCCCUUAGUCUGAUCGUAGGUGGUCUGUUUUUCGCAAAACCCAUGCGAUCCAAAGGCUAUGUAACAAUGCUAGAUCCUUUUCAGCAGAUUUAUGGAAAAAGAAUGGGAGGGCUGCUCUUCAUUCCAGCUUUAAUGGGAGAAAUGUUUUGGGCUGCUGCCAUCUUCUCUGCUUUAGGUGCCACAAUAAGUGUGAUCAUUGACAUUAACAUCAAUAUUUCGGUCAUUAUUUCUGCCCUGAUUGCAACUAUGUACACUCUUGUGGGUGGUCUAUAUUCUGUGGCCUACACGGAUGUAGUCCAGCUCUUCUGCAUCUUCCUGGGGCUGUGGAUCAGCGUACCCUUUGCAAUGUCACAUCCUGCAGUGACAGACAUUGGGCUCACGGCUGUGCAAGAGGUGUACCAAGCACCUUGGCUUGGAUCUAUUAACUCACUUGACAUUUACACAUGGUUGGACAAUUUCCUUCUGCUGACACUAGGAGGAAUUCCUUGGCAAGCAUAUUUCCAGCGAGUUCUUUCUUCAUCUUCUGCCACAUAUGCUCAAGUUCUGUCAUUUCUGGCUGCUUUCGGUUGUCUUGUAAUGGCUCUUCCUGCAAUACUCAUUGGUGCGAUUGGAGCAUCCACAGCCUGGAAUGAGACUGAUUAUGGUCCUCCUGACCCCAUGACUAAAAAAGAAGCAGAUAUGAUUUUACCAAUUGUGCUUCAGUAUCUUUGCCCAGUGUACAUCUCCUUCUUUGGCCUGGGUGCUGUAUCCGCUGCUGUGAUGUCGUCAGCCGACUCUUCAAUUUUAUCAGCAAGUUCUAUGUUUGCUCGGAACAUUUACCAGCUUUCAUUUCGGCAAAAUGCCUCAGACAGAGAAAUCGUAUGGGUCAUGAGAAUCACUGUUUUUCUCUUUGGAGCAUCAGCAACAGCAAUGGCAUUGCUAGCUUCAUCUGUGUAUGGCCUGUGGUACCUCAGCUCUGAUCUCGUUUAUAUCAUCAUAUUCCCUCAGCUCCUGUGUGUGUUAUUUAUUAAAGGAACCAACACCUAUGGUGCCAUUGCAGGAUAUUUCUUUGGCCUUCUUCUCAGAAUAACUGGAGGGGAACCGUACCUGUACCUUCAGCCCUUGAUCUACUAUCCUGGCUGCUAUCCAGAUGAAAAUAAUAUCUAUGUCCAGCGAUUCCCAUUUAAAACACUUGCUAUGCUUACCUCCUUCUUUACUAACAUUAUAGUCUCCUACUUAGCAAAAUACCUAUUUGAAAGUGGGACUUUGCCACCAAAACUGGACUUCCUUGAUGCUGUUGUUUCAAGAUACAGUAGAGAACACAUGGACAAAGCAACUCUUGUAAAAAGUGACAAUAUUGUAUUAAAUGAACUUGCACCUGUGAAUCCACGGCACAGUCUGACUUUGAGCUCAACUUUCACAAAUAAGGAAGCUUUCAAUUAUGUUGAUUCGAGUCCAGAUCUGUCCAAUACCGAAGAUAAUUAAAGUCUGGUAUCCCCAAACAAAGUAGCGC
This is a messenger RNA of Tinamus guttatus (white-throated tinamou), 1765 nucleotides long. It is a transcript of the gene SLC5A7, whose product is annotated as solute carrier family 5 member 7. Gene Ontology annotation, molecular function: choline:sodium symporter activity. The record is from RefSeq and is a predicted model, not a curated record. NCBI's taxonomy places the organism in Eukaryota, Metazoa, Chordata, Aves, Tinamiformes, Tinamidae. Gene Ontology annotation, biological process: acetylcholine biosynthetic process; neuromuscular synaptic transmission; transmembrane transport. Gene Ontology annotation, cellular component: synapse; plasma membrane; dendrite.